AUUCUACAGCCAUAAACAAGAAUUGAAUUGAAAAUAUUCUACACCUGAUCAGCAGUUGCGGGGAUUUUUAAUUAUUUUAUUGUAAACAUGUCGUUAACACUUCUUUUAGAAAAGUACGAUGUAUCUACAGAAGAAGGUCUUCAAAAGGCCCUCAGUGAAAUCGAAAAAGAAGAGUGUGAAGUAAAUGAAGCCCUUUGCAAUGCACUAUCCCGAGCAUGCACUUUGGAGGGUAGACUACGAGCCGCUAGUCAGGCCUACUCAAAACUGGGUGAGGUUAGGAAUGACACACAAGUUGCUGCUGAUAUGGUUGACAAGACAGCAUUAUUGGCAAGGGAUGUCAGUGCUAAAGUGCGACAGUUGGACCUUGCUAGAUCCCGUGUGGCGGAGUGCCAGCGUAGAGUGCAUGAUCUGAUAGACCUCAGGGUGUGCAGUGCUGGUGUGGACACUGCUCUUAAAGCUCAUGACUAUGAAACUGCGGCAGGACACGUGGCACGCUUCCUCAGUAUGGAGCCCGGCUCGGUAGAAGCGGCGCGGGCUCGAGGGGCCCCCGACCCACGGCGAGACAUGGACGCCGCAGCCAAUACCCUACGAGACCACUUAGUUCGCAAGUUCGAAGAAGCCUCCAAAAAGGAAGACGAGGCAUCUAUUGAGAGACUGUUCAAACUGUUUCCACAGUUCGGUCGAGCUGAGGAGGGUGUGGAUUUACUCGCCAAAUAUCUUGCUUCUCAGCUGGAAGUGUCGAUCCGCCGCGCGGCCACGGUGUCGGAGCUGCGGCUGGACGCGGCCGUGUUCGCCGACUCGCUCACGCGCGUGCUGGAGAGUGGCGCGUCCGCCGUGGAGCGAGCGAGACGGCUGCUGGCCGCCGCCGCCGCCCCGCCCUCCGUGCAGACGCACGCCUUGUUGCCGAGAGCCAUUGCGAUCAUGCAGCCCACGAUAUGCGCGGGCGUGCGGCGGGUGAGCCAGCAGAUGGUGGCGGCGCGCAAGCUGGCGGCGGCCGACCGCGCGGACCCGCUGGGCGCCGAGCACGCGCUCAACGAGCUGGCGCUGGCGCACUCGCGCCUGCAGCUGUACCUGGCCUUCCUGCGGCGCCGCGCCGAGGUGGACACAACCCUGGACGCGGCAGCGAAGGCUGCGUUCUCGGAGGCCGUGGAGAAGAUCAUAGCGGGCUGCGACACCACGCGCACGGCGCAGGACGUGCUCAGCCAUUACCUCACCCUGGAGCGGUAUUUCCUGGAAGAGAGCGUGAACAAAGCUCUGAAGAUGUCUAGCAACCAAACCGCUGCAACGACAUCCAGCCUUGUGGACGACGUGUUCUUCAUUGCCAGGAAGGUUAUUAGGCGCAGCAUCUCGACGGGCAGCGUGGACGGCGCGUGCGCGGUGCUCAACGAGGCGGGCGCGGCGCUGGAGCGCUGCGGGGCCGCGCUGCGCCGCCGCCUGGCCGCGCCGCCGCUCGAGCCGCUGGCCUUCCCCGCGCCGCCCGCGCGCCUGGCCGUGGCACGCGACCUGGACGCGCAGCGAGCGCUCUACCUGGCGCACAUGAACGAGGCGGAGGCGGGCGCGGAGUGGUCGGAGCGGCUGGCGGCCGAGGCGUGCCGCGAGGCGGAGGCGCUGGUGCGCGGCGCGGACACGGCGCGCGCCAAGCUGCGCUCGUGCGCCGCCGGCCUGGGCGCCGCCGCCGCGGCCUUCCGCGCCGCGCACGACCUGGCGCUGGCCGCCCUGCGCGCCGCCCUGCUGCCCACCGCCGCCGCCUGGGCCGACGCGCUGGUGGACCCUGACACCGACGCCGAGGAGCUGGGCUCGGAGGCGGGCGCGCUGCCCGCGGCGCUGGAGCAGCUGGCGGAGCAGGCGCGGCUGCAGCUGCCGCGCGCGGCCGACGCGCUGCUGGCCGGCGUGCUGGCCGACCUGCUGGCGCGCGCCGAGAGGGCCAUGCUGAACAACCACUACGACCGGGUGACCGCCACUUGCAUACGCUCCGAGCUUUCGUGUCGCCCUAUUGUAAAUAAAAGCACGAAGCACAUCGCGGCACACAGGUCGGCACCUACGCCUGAGGUUCGUGGGCACGGCGGAACAUUGCUGGAACUGUUCCUUGCAUGCUUUCCAAAGUGUUGGGUCUGUUUGUGGCAACGGUUGUCCACUGACGGUGCGUCGAUCGUUGCUAUGAGAAUCCCCUGUAAGACAGUUGUCUGUGCGCAGCGCGGCGGCGCGCGCGUGGAGCGGCGCUGCCGGCGCGUGGCGGCGUGGGCGGGCGCGGGCGCGCCGGGCGCGCGCGAGCGGGCGGGCGCGCUGAGCGCCGCGGCCGGCCUGCUGGCGCUGGAGCGCGCCGCGCACGCGCCCGACGCGCUGCCGCCCUCCGCGCCGCUGCCGGCCGCGCGCGUGCGCGACGUGCUGGCGCGCAGGACGGACUUCAAACUAGAAGACAUCAAACGCCUAAAACUCUAAAGGAGCAUUUAAUCAGGAAAAUGUAUAAUAAUUUAUAUCGUUACCUUAUCUUUAAUAAAUA
Pararge aegeria (speckled wood butterfly) is the source of this 2500-nucleotide messenger RNA. RefSeq names its product conserved oligomeric Golgi complex subunit 4 (gene Cog4). The record is from RefSeq and is a predicted model, not a curated record. The transcript has 15 exons. Lineage: Eukaryota; Metazoa; Arthropoda; Insecta; Lepidoptera; Nymphalidae. The coding region runs from base 88 to 2439 and encodes 783 amino acids.